CUCGCGCACCGUCGGUCCUCCAUCCGGAUCAUUCCCACAUCCACCUCGCAACAAAUCAUCUCAGCUUAGAGUGUCCAACCCGAAUAUCAAACGAUGGAUGUCACCGUGGUGAAGCAACUCAGGCGGGUCCGCACGCUCGGGCGCGGCGCGUCCGGCGCCGUCGUGUGGCUAGCCUCGGACGAAGCCUCCGGAGAGCUCCUGGCCGUCAAGUCGGCCGCUGCCGCGGGUGGCGCGGCGCGGCUGCUGGAGCGCGAGGGGUGCGUCCUCACGGGGCUCUGCUCGCCGCACAUCGUGCCCUGCCUCGGGUCCCGCGCCGCGGAGGAGUGCGGCGAGUACCAGCUCUUCCUCGAGUUCGCGCCCGGCGGCUCGCUCGCGGACGAGGCCGCCAAGAGCGCCGGGGGCCGCCUCCCGGAGCCCGCCAUCCGGGCCUACGCCGGGGACGUGGCGCGCGGGCUGGAGUACCUCCACGCGAGGUCGCUGGUACACGGGGACGUCAAGGCCAGGAACGUGGUGAUCGGCGGUGACGGGCGCGCCAGGCUGACGGACUUCGGCUGCGCGAGGCCCGUGGAUUCCUUGCUCCCGAUGGGCGGCACGCCGGCGUUCAUGGCGCCCGAGGUCGCACGCGGCGAGGAGCAAGGGACGGCGUCCGACGUGUGGGCGCUCGGCUGCACCGUUGUCGAGAUGGCCACGGGCCGCGCGCCCUGGAGCGACAUGAGCGAUCUCUUCGCCGCGGUCCACCGGAUCGGGUACACGGCCGACGUGCCCGAGGUGCCGGGGUGGCUCUCGGCGGAGGCGAAAGACUUCUUGGACGGCUGCUUCAGGAGAACACCCGGUGACCGGUCCACCGCAGCGCAGCUCUUGGAUCACCCGUUCAUCACUUCGGUCGCCGCCCGCGACUGCUCCAGGGCAGAGCCAGAGGCCGCGAAGAAGCAGGGAUUCGUCAGGUCUCCCAAGAGCACGCUGCACGACGCGCUCUGGGACUCGGACAGCGACGACGAGGCGGACGAUGUGUCGACGACGGCGGCGGCCGAGAGGAUCGGGGCAUUGGCGUGCGCCGCCUCGGCCUUGCCGGACUGGGACUCGGAGGACGAAGGCUGGAUCCACGUACACGACGAGGUCACCAAGGUACCCGACUCGCCGCCAGCCGAUGCGGGUGACUACUUCGUCUGGGCCGAAGAAUCAGAACCGGAGUGUGAGCCGUCCUCCGCUGCUGCUGCGGAUGACAGUAACGGCGGCAUCCCGCGCAGUGCUGCAGGGUCAAUGGACGCCUCCAUUUGGCAGGGGAUUUACUUGUGUCCUGCGGCGCAUUUAGGCAGUGGUAAAAAUCUGUUCUCGCAUCCGUUGGAGCCUGACGCUGCUAAAACAAUGAGAUGUAAUCGUGCUUGUCACAUACACAGAGUAAUGAAAUCCACUUUAUUUGCUCAAAUUUCCCCUCUCAUUCCUCUCGUGCGUAUGCUUCUCGUCACAACUCUAUGAACCGAAUUACUUCAA
Messenger RNA from Brachypodium distachyon (stiff brome), 1491 nucleotides. Its product is annotated as mitogen-activated protein kinase kinase kinase 18. The record is from RefSeq and is a predicted model, not a curated record. Gene Ontology annotation, molecular function: ATP binding; protein kinase activity. Gene Ontology annotation, biological process: protein phosphorylation. The coding region runs from base 94 to 1476 and encodes 460 amino acids. The transcript has a single exon. Lineage: Eukaryota; Viridiplantae; Streptophyta; Magnoliopsida; Poales; Poaceae.